AUGGCUAAUAGGAGACUUGAUCACACUGGUCUGGGCAAAUCCAAUAUCAAGAGCGAGCAAGAGUCUAGCACCAAACGAGAGAGAUUGACCUUGGGAAGCUCUGGACCGAAGAAAGCCAAGAAAUCCUCACAGAAGAUGAUUCACCAACACGUGAGCAAUCACCUUGAAGAGAAAGACGAGGAGGCUUCUGAGCCUACAUUUAAACUCGAAGAGGCCUUGCUCUCUCCGGAAGAACACGAAAACAAAAGUCUCAGGGCUAGGAUCCCUGUAACAGAGGGUCUCAAAUACCAAGGAAGAGAAGAUAUCAAGUCAUUCAAAACCCUUGAGGGGGGCCUAAUUUACUUCUUCUACCGAUCCCGGGUUGAUGUCCUCGGGCCUUGUGGCAUAAAUGAUGUUGCGAGAAGUUUCAUUGUUCUCCGUCCAACACCCUCGGAAGCAGCUUCGAUUCAAAGCGACGGCUCAACGGAGUUCGGCACCGAAUUUCGACUACUUGUGGUCCCCAAGAAAGUCUUUCCAACAUCAGGCAGGAUAAAGGAAAUGGGCUUCGUUGAGAGGGCUGGGAUAACCCUGGAAGAGCUUGAGAAGACUUUGAUUGCUGGAGAAGAGUAUAAUACCAAGACCUACGGUACAAGAACCACACCGGACGCGACGCUGUUUGCAAAAGGCGUCUACACCAUCACCUCGACGCAGCGGAAUUCCCAUCUUUCAUAUAUUCUUACAAAUCCUAAAACGCUUGGUCCAGUCCAGGAAGACUUUGGUCUCCAUGCGCAAGGGAGUUGGGUUGUGCAGUCCAAAAAUCCGAAACUGUCAAGUCCCUCAUACGUUAGUCUUCCUAAGGGCCCGGACUGUCCUGAAAGCUUUGGAGAAAUAUUUGGUUUCUAUCGCUGGGUGCCUUUGAAACCUGAGCUCAUCGAUUAUCCCAAUGCCCAAAUUCUCCUAAUCGGCCGGUCUCGUAAAGAAGCCUUUUCCGUUGUACCUGAAGGGCGACGUGAGGAUAGGAUGAGAGCGGAUCAAGAAUUGGAGGAAAUGGCGCGCAGGAAUGACGAGAGAGAAAAGGAUUUCCGAGGUAACCAUUCAUUGAAUCUUCGUGACCAUUAA
Molecule: messenger RNA, 1098 nt
Organism: Penicillium cosmopolitanum
Lineage: Eukaryota; Fungi; Ascomycota; Eurotiomycetes; Eurotiales; Aspergillaceae
Product: BTB domain transcription factor
Exons: 2
Coding region: 1-1098 (365 amino acids)
Source: RefSeq, a predicted model, not a curated record